AGUUUUAAAAAUCUGUUUACAUUAUCUCCCCAAGCAAAAAAUUCAAAAAGAAAGAAAGAAUUCUGUUUACCUUCUUGAGGGUUAUAAGUGGGAUCAACUCAUGUAUUUGUUAAUAUUUUCUUCUUUUAAAUUAUUUUGAUUAUCUAGUAUUACCAACAUACAGGAAGUGAUGGAGCCUUCCAUAACCAACUCUGCUGUGUGUUUCAGGCCUUUUCUUCCUUUUUCUGUUUUUAAGUAAUAGAGAUACUGUAGCUACAGCUGUAGUACAACUCAUCCUGUUCCGUUUUCUCCCUCCUCCCCACGCGUCACCGCCAUUCCAAACACAUACACCUCCUUUGUCUCAGGAGUCAGGGCAAGCCGUGGUUUUUAAUGUCUUCCCCACCUUCCGCAAUCGCUGGCUGCCCUUCAUGAGCUAGUAGGUUCGGUUACCUACUGUCUGCCUGGAGCCCAGAUGUCCUGUGUGGAUUUUAAUGUGGAAUUGUUUCUUGCAAAGGAAGCAUUCCCUCACCACCUCACUGAAAUGAACCAAAAAAGAAGAAAAAAAGAUAGCUGUCCCCAUCCAUGCUUGCUUUCUGUCAGCCUGUGAGCUUGCUCCUUUCCCUUCUUCCUUUCCUGGGGCAUCCAACGAGAAUGACACGUGGAUGGGCUCUGCGCAUAGGUUUGCGGCCACUGUAGAUCUCAGAGAGGCUCGCGUGCGCUGGUGUCUGAAAGCCCCUCUCCUUACUUCCCCACGGUAGAGGAGGCUGUGCGGCCUUUGUGCAGCCCUCCAGUCCCCCACCCCCCACACUCCACUCCUGGAGCACGCUGACGGGGGCAUCCCACAGGGGCAUCCAGCUGGAGUCGGCAAGUCUGGGUCUCUGAUGCUACUUAGCCCAAAUUGAGGGUGUAAGAAUGAGAAGAAGAUUUAUGUUUUGUUUAGAGAUUUCCAUCUCUGAUUACCAUGUAGUUCUGGAUAAUUAUAAAUAAUAAUUAGAGGUUUUAGGUAAUAAGCACAAUUAUUUUUUAAAAAUUACUUUCUUUUCCAAUCAGCAAAUAGGUACCAAGUUCUUUUCUUCGUUAAUUUAAUUAGUAGCUGCUUAUUGAGUACCUAUUAUGUGCUGUGUAUUUCUUAUUCUCCACAUUGGGGAUACAGGAUAAAACAGACCGCUUAGGGCUCUGCUCUCAUGAAACUGACAUUCUAGGAGAUGUUGACCGUAAAUAAGCAAAUAAGGAGGGUAAGUACAAUGCAGAGAAGUAAGAGAGGUGGUAUGACUAGUGCUGGGUGAUGACCAGGUCAGGUGACUGCCGUGACCGUGACAUUUACGCCGGGCUCAGGUUGGUAAGAGAGAACCAAGCAUGUGGUGAUUAGGUCGCUGGAGGAUUUCAGGCAGAGGGAGCAGCAGAUGCAAAGGCCCUGAGACAUUUUGUAUCUUUCUUCUUCAGCAAGUAAAUUACAGCAUGUGUAGAGAAAUACAACACAGUGAUUUUCUGCACACUCCGUCCUGUGUGGAGAGCCAUUUAUCUGAGGUUUUGCUCUGCACUGACUUAGGCUCAGCAGAGCUGGUUUGUUGGAGUUGUUUGGGUUUGUGUGCGCUCUGUGGGCUGAAGGCUGUCUGUUUCCCUCAGCUCUACGUCUCCUCAGAGAGCCGCUUCAACACUUUGGCUGAGUUGGUUCAUCAUCACUCGACUGUGGCGGACGGCCUCAUCACCACUCUCCAUUACCCGGCCCCCAAGCGCAACAAGCCCACUGUUUACGGCGUGUCCCCCAACUACGACAAGUGGGAGAUGGAGCGCACGGACAUCACCAUGAAGCACAAGCUGGGCGGAGGCCAGUACGGGGAGGUGUACGAAGGCGUGUGGAAGAAAUACAGCCUGACGGUGGCCGUGAAGACCUUGAAGGAGGACACCAUGGAGGUGGAGGAGUUCUUGAAAGAAGCUGCAGUAAUGAAAGAGAUCAAGCACCCCAAUCUAGUACAGUUACUCGGGGUCUGUACCCGGGAGCCCCCGUUCUAUAUAAUCACUGAGUUCAUGACCUAUGGGAACCUGUUGGAUUACCUGAGAGAGUGUAACCGGCAGGAGGUGAACGCUGUGGUACUGCUGUACAUGGCCACUCAGAUCUCGUCGGCCAUGGAGUACCUCGAGAAGAAGAACUUCAUCCACAGAGAUCUUGCUGCCCGAAACUGCCUGGUAGGGGAGAACCACUUGGUGAAGGUGGCUGAUUUCGGCCUGAGCAGGUUAAUGACAGGGGAUACCUACACAGCCCAUGCCGGGGCCAAGUUCCCGAUCAAGUGGACGGCGCCAGAAAGCCUGGCCUACAACAAGUUCUCCAUCAAGUCCGACGUCUGGGCUUUUGGAGUAUUGCUUUGGGAAAUUGCCACCUAUGGUAUGUCGCCUUACCCGGGAAUUGACCUGUCCCAGGUGUAUGAGCUGCUAGAGAAGGACUACCGCAUGGAGCGCCCGGAAGGCUGCCCGGAGAAGGUUUACGAACUGAUGCGCGCAUGUGAGCCUUCCCCAGCCAGUUCUAAAAAUUCUUUGUGGGCGCUGUGAGAAAUUACCGUCCAGGAGUGUAUUCCCAGAGUGAAGUAGUCCUCCCCUUCCUUUAUUCACAUUUUUCAGAAUCAGCCAGUGUAGCAGAUAGGCGCAUGCUGACUCAGACUUGUUUCUCUGCACGUUGUUUAUACAUAGUGUUUAUAUGUGAGGGGUUUUUUUGGCUUGUUCUUAAUGCAAAAAUGGAAUUGAUGGGUAUCAAACUUGGAUUUCUUAAUAAUAAAUACAAAUUCCUGGGCCCUACCUCCAAAUAUUCUGCUGUAGUAGGUAAAUACUCUGGGUGAUGUUUAUCUAGUUGGUUUUAUUAUAUAUAUAUUUAUAUAUAUAAAAUCAUUCCCUCAACUUUUUUUUUUGCACAUGGGCGUAUCUUUUGUGUCCAUAUUUCAAAGACGUCUCUCCCUCUCCCCACUCCCUUAUUUUUAUAUAGCUGUUUAACUUCCCAUUAAAUGAUUUAUUCAUUCAUCCAGUCCCAUUUUGGUGGACAUUUGGUGGUUUUGCACAUUUGUUUGGCUUUUGCCAUUAUAAACAAAACAAGGAUGAACACCCUUUUACGUAUACCUCCGUGCAUUAUGCUGGGAUUUCUAAAAGUUGAACCAUUGGUUCAAAGGGCUAUUUGCAUUUUAAAUUUUGAUUUUACCAAAUUGUUUUCCAGGAAAGGUGUACCAAUUUAUACUCCCUCCAGAAGUGUAGGAGAGUAACUCUGUGCUCUCGCCAACAUGGGGCUUCAUCAGUCCUUAAUCCUCACGUUAAUCUUGGGGCACUUGGGUGACUCAGUUGGUUAAGCAUCCAGCUCUUGAUCUCAGCUCAGGUCUUGAUGUCA
Molecule: messenger RNA, 3346 nt
Organism: Leptonychotes weddellii (Weddell seal)
Lineage: Eukaryota; Metazoa; Chordata; Mammalia; Carnivora; Phocidae
Source: RefSeq, a predicted model, not a curated record